CAAACUCCAUCCAUUUCAAUUUGACAGUUUGUUGUUAGCUUUGUUUUGUUGUGUAAUGUUUUAGAGCUUAUUUUUAUUUUUUUAUACAUAUUUAUUGUAUUGAUAUAAAGUUUUAAGUUUUAAAUUAAAUUUUAUAAAAUAAAUGUUAUCCGCUAAGCAAACACUGUGCAUAAUUCUACGCCUACGCGACGAUACUACGAAAUACGAAACUUAUCAAUACGUAACAUGGAAACAUCGAUGUGAUAAGGUAUUUUUUAAAUUAUUUCUAUAAAAAUGACGUAAACCGCAACGGGGAAAUUCAGAUAAUAUAUUAUCAAGCGAGGCCGCCUCGCAUAAUCGAAACAGUCUAUUUGAUCAACGUAUCAAAGUACGCAAAUCAAAGGUCGCUCGGACAUAAAUCAACCGACAAUGACGGUUAAAGACAAAAUAUUGAAAGCGUUAAUAUUGGGUGCUCCAGCGUCUGGAAAAGGGACAAUUUCGUCUAGAAUUGUAAAAAAAUACAAUAUAGAACAUGUGUCUAGUGGAGAUAAGUUGCGGGAUCAUAUCGAAAAACAAACUGACCUAGGAAAGGAAGUGAAAUCGUACCUCAAUGAAGGAAAACUCGUGCCUGAUGAUGUAAUGAUCAAGUUUAUGAUAGCGGAGUUGCGUAAAGUGGAAAAUAAACCUUGGCUUUUGGACGGUUUUCCGAGGACAGUAGCUCAGGCCAAUGCUUUGUGGAAAGUGCAGCCUGUUGAUGUUGUUUUGAACUUAGUUGUGCCAUUUGAAGUUAUUAUUGACAGAGUGAAAAGCCGGUGGGUCCACUUGCCAUCAGGACGAGUGUAUAACAUAGGGUUUAACACACCCAAAAUAGAGGGCAAAGAUGAUGUAACUGGAGAGAAUUUGAUGCAGCGACCAGACGAUAAACCUGAGGCUGUACAAAAGAGACUUGAAAUAUAUGAAAAAGUUACUCGACCAGUUAUUAAUUUUUACAAAGAAAAAGGUAUACUAAAGGAGUUUGAAGGAAGGACAUCCGAUGAAAUAUGGCCCAAAGUUACAGCUUACUUAGAUCCUAUUUUUCAGAAGAUUUAGAAUGUUUGCAUUGUAGACGGUGGAGUUGUUUAGUCAUGUUUGAAGUGGUUUUUCUAUAGGAAUGUAGUCUAGAUAGAAACAGUAAGUUGUCAAUUAUGAGCACAAAAUAUUUCCUAUUUAUUUUAAUGUUCCUUAUACAAUCUCAUUUUAUUUUGUAAUACCUCUUCAAACUAUAUUAAUCUUAUUCAUAAAAUUAUACAUCUACAAAAAUGUGUAACAGUUGGUGCAAUAGAUAACUAGGUAGUACAACUAGUCUUCCAGUAGUUAAAAAUGUACUUAGAUAAUUGUAGUAAAAGACAUAAAUUGUUUUAAAGAAUUUUUUAUUCUGUAGAUUACUAAGUAGUAUAAUAGAAUAUUAAAUUUAUUUGUUUUUAUUAGAUUUUUUUUUAUCUACUCGUAGGUAUCACAUUUAUAGUACUAACUUUCUUUCUUCUUUCUUUCUAAGAAUAUUUUUUGUUUAUUACAUUUUAUGCACUGCAUAUAAUUGUAAUAUGUCCUAUAUCAUGUUUUGUACAAUUUCUUUUAUACACAAUUUAUUACAGUGAUUAAUUUUCAAAAACCACAUCAUUAGGAUUUCAAUGUUCUGAAUACAAAUUCUAAUCAGGAGGGCAUUAUAAUCAUCCUUUUUAGUCCCAUAAAGUUAUUUUUACACUUGUUUACUUAUUAGUUUUGUAACUAAAAAAUUGGCAUAUUUCCUAUCCAUUCUAGUCAAAUGGUUUCUAUGACAAUAUUUAUAUUGUUUUUAUACGAUAUAUUUUUAUUUUUGUACCUUGUUAAAGGCUCAAAUAUAUUUAUAAUUUUAAUACUAAUAUACAUAAUUAUUUAUCUCUGUUCUUGACAAACAUACCUAUAGUGUGUCCAAUGUUUGAAUCAUGGACAAUAAUUUUGUGCCUUAUUUUCAAUAUCUAUAAUAAGAUAACAAUUUGUAAGUUUGUACACCAAUGAAGAUAACAGCGAUUUUAAUAUAAUAAUUAACAUUAUGGUUAUAGUGACAUUUUGAUGAUUCAUUUUAAUCAUAAGUCAAUGGAGUUGGGUUUUAAAGUUUUAACACGAUUAGGGCUAUGGGUUUCAAACUGUAGUUACAUUCUUGUGUAAAUAAUAUGUAUUUAAAAUAUUUUUGGUUUGGAGUGAUAUUUAUUGUCUCAAAGAAAUUGUUACUGUUAAUUUUAAGAUUUCAUUUAUUUUAAGAGUUCAUUUAAUUUUAAGAAAUGAAUUUAAUCCAUUAUACAGAUAUCUAAAAGAGCACAAAGUUAUAUAUAAUAUUGUACCUGUUUGUUAAACUUUAUAUUUUCUAUUUUACAACUUAAUACAAUAAAUGAAACAGAACUGAAUGAAACAAAAUUUAUAUAAAAAUUUAUAAAAAAACAUUUGUUGAUAACUAUUUUGUUUUGCUUGUUGAAUCGUUUUAUAUUAAUAAAAUUUAA
Molecule: messenger RNA, 2492 nt
Organism: Bicyclus anynana (squinting bush brown)
Lineage: Eukaryota; Metazoa; Arthropoda; Insecta; Lepidoptera; Nymphalidae
Gene: Ak3
Product: GTP:AMP phosphotransferase AK3, mitochondrial
Exons: 1
Coding region: 409-1068 (219 amino acids)
Biological process (GO): nucleobase-containing compound metabolic process
Cellular component (GO): mitochondrion; cytoplasm
Molecular function (GO): AMP kinase activity; ATP binding
Source: RefSeq, a predicted model, not a curated record